CCGAGAGGCUCGCAGCGCGAAGAUGGCGGCGUACAAAUUCCUCCUGCCGACGUUCAGCCGUCGCAUCCUCCUUCCCGCUGCGCGGGUGCGGGGCGCCGCGGCUGAGAUUUGUGGAUGCUAUUUUUCUACCAGCUCUCACUACAACACCAAAUUUUAUACUGAUGCUGUUGAAGCUGUGAAAGAUAUACCUAAUGGGGCAACUAUACUUGUUGGUGGAUUUGGAUUAUGUGGGAUCCCUGAAAACCUCAUUGGGGGUUUACUGAAGACUGGAGUAAAGGGAAUAACAGCAGUCAGUAAUAAUGCAGGUGUUGACAAUUUUGGACUCGGUCUUCUGCUUCAGACUAAGCAGAUAAAACGCAUGGUCUCAUCGUAUGUGGGAGAGAACGCUGAAUUUGAACGCCAGUAUUUAUCUGGCGAGCUUGAAGUUGAGCUUACACCUCAGGGUACGCUUGCUGAACGUAUUAGAGCAGGAGGAGCAGGAAUCCCAGCAUUUUACACUAGUACUGGCUAUGGGACACUGGUGCAGGAAGGGGGUGCACCUAUCAAAUACAAUACAGACGGCACUAUUGCUAUUGCCAGUCAGCCAAGGGAGGUGCGAGAGUUUGAUGGCCGUCACUUUAUUCUGGAGAAGUCAAUUACAGGAGAUUUUGCUCUUGUGAAAGCAUGGAAGGCUGACCGUGCAGGAAACAUCAUUUUCAGAAAAGCUGCACGGAACUUCAACCAACCUAUGUGCAAGGCUGCCAAGACAACUGUGGUAGAGGUAGAAGAAAUUGUUGAUAUAGGAGCAUUUGCCCCAGAAGACAUUCAUGUUCCCAAAAUCUAUGUUGAUCGCCUGAUAAAAGGAGAGAAGUUUGAGAAGAGAAUUGAACGCUUAUCAAUCCGAAAGCCUGAAGAUUCAAAAGCCAAACAAAAACAAGGAGACAAUCUGAGGGAAAGGAUCAUCAGACGGGCUGCUUUAGAGUUUGAGGAUGGCAUGUAUGCUAAUCUAGGUAUUGGAAUCCCACUGUUGGCUAGUAACUUCAUCAGUCCAGACAUAACUGUUCACUUACAGAGUGAAAAUGGAGUCCUGGGUUUGGGUCCUUAUCCACUUGAAAGUGAAGUAGAUCCAGACCUGAUUAAUGCAGGUAAGGAGACAGUCACUGUUCUUCCAGGUUCUUCCUAUUUCUCUAGUGAUGAAUCAUUUGCAAUGAUAAGAGGAGGCCAUGUUGAUUUGACAAUGCUUGGAGCCAUGCAAGUGUCUAAGUAUGGUGACCUGGCCAACUGGAUGAUUCCUGGUAAGAUGGUGAAAGGAAUGGGAGGUGCCAUGGACCUGGUAUCCAGUGCACAGACCAAAGUGGUUGUCACCAUGGAACACUCAGCCAAGGGUAAUGUCCAUAAAAUCUUGGAAAAGUGCAAUUUACCACUUACUGGGAAACAGUGUGUAAACCGCAUCAUUACAGAGAAGGCUGUAUUUGAUGUGGACAAGAAGAAGGGAUUGACCCUUGUGGAAAUCUGGGAAGGGCUGACAGUGGAUGAUAUCAAGAAGAGCACUGGCUGUGACUUUACGGUUUCUCCAAAACUAAUACCAAUGAGGCAGAUUUAAACGUGAAAUACAGACUGGGCUCAACCUGCCAGAAGGCUUGUUUCCAAAUGGGAGCUCAGUGAAAAGAAAUCAAUGAUUAUUUUUCAAUUAAUGUUUUUAUUGUUGUUGAUUGUUUUUUGAUUUUUCUUGUAAGCAGUUUCUAGAUAGUUAAACUCAACCUAUAACUAUAAGCUUAAAUUCUAAUUUACUUUCAUAGCGUUACCAAUCUUAAUGGAAGGCUGAAUUUAUUCUCUAAAUGUUGAAGAGUGUCAUGCUAAAAUGUAAAUGAACAGUGUUUUUAAAAAUGCCUUGUAGUUUCUCUGCUAAAUACUACAAUUUUUGCACAGUUUCAGAAAAUGACCAUGCAAAACUUAUGAUUGCCUCUGCUUUUUCUGUUGUCAUUAAACUUACAAAUUAUUCCACUGCUUUGUAACUACAGCACUUACCAUAUCCAUUCUCCUGUAAAAGUAUGGGGAUUUUUUCGUAUAGCUUAUGUACAUAGCUUUAAAGGCAUCAGGAGUAUGGACUUCCCUUUUUCUGAACCCUUUAGGGAGACUGACAAAACUAAACAGUGGCAAUAACUGGG
Molecule: messenger RNA, 2147 nt
Organism: Indicator indicator
Lineage: Eukaryota; Metazoa; Chordata; Aves; Piciformes; Indicatoridae
Gene: OXCT1
Product: 3-oxoacid CoA-transferase 1
Exons: 17
Coding region: 23-1582 (519 amino acids)
Biological process (GO): ketone body catabolic process
Cellular component (GO): mitochondrion
Molecular function (GO): succinyl-CoA:3-oxo-acid CoA-transferase activity
Source: RefSeq, a predicted model, not a curated record